UUGACAUUUGGAGCUUUAAAAAACAAAUCAAGAGUGUAAACACUCCUGAUUGACAGUUCCACCUUUUGGGAUGUGUUCAGCACUGCAGUGUUUUGUGACCUAAUAGUUCAAAACUCGAGGGAAGUGUUUAAGAAAUAAUAUUUUAUUCUAGCAGUGAAAAACUGACUUCUUUGUAUCAAAUCUGUAUCCUUGUAAAUUUAGAAUGAAUCACCUGUGAUUGAUUACUUAUUUUGAGAGAGGGAAAGUAGGCUUUAAAAGCACAAUAGUGCUUGGAAGGAGAGAGAGGUAGAAUGUUUUCACAUAUUAAAAUAACUUCCCAAGUGAUUUCUAUUUUAUUUCUUCCCCAAUAGUUGAGCAGGCUCUGAUGUUCUUUACUCAGUAGUCCUGCAUAGCAGGAUCCCCUGUGCAGCAGGAAUUCAGGCUCCCUUGGAGAAGUAACUUUAGUUUGCUUUUGGAAAAGGAUUCGCAGCAUUAGAAUCCAAAAGAUUUAUACAAAAGGCAGUUGCAUUUUCCAUUCAGGCUCAGCGUGAGAAGCUGAAAAAUAGGGAGGAAAUCUGAAUUUUUCAGUGAAGUGUAGGUGGUACAGAAUGUCUGCUGUUGAUUUUGGGAAGCCUGUGAGUUUUUGAGCUGAAGUGUUUGAUGAUUUAAGACAGAAAUAUUGCUUUGUAUUCCAAGUCAGGAGGCCAAGCAGGUAAAUGGUGAGUGAGAAAGAAGUGGUGGGAGGUGAGGGAAAGCAGAGAAUCUAUCACAUAUCAUAACUCUUUUUUUUUUUUUUUUUUUUUUUUUUAAUAAACUGUCUUUAAAGUGACCUUGCAAUCUAAGAAGCUAACAAGCUCAGAAACAUUUAAAUCCCACUGGUCACCUAAUAUUUAUCACCAAAUUGUAUCUGCUCUCUGUGAUUAAAAAUGGUAAAGUUUCAUUAAAUGUGUAUUUAAAGACACUUGGGAAUUGUUUGCUGCAUGCCUGAAAUGAUACUUGGUACAGCUUUCAGUAUGCACACUUAGCUAAACUUCAAACAAAUACCAUGUAAAAGUUUAAGAAAACCUGUGUGUAUAAUCUGUAAUUUUAAUUUGUUAAUUCCAUGUAUUUAACUGUGUUUUUUCACUAUUUUUGUCUUACCUUCAUCUUUUUUUUUCUGUGUCAUUCUCUUCUUUUACUUCAUCUGAAUCCCUGAUUUUAUUUUAUUUUACCAUCUUCCCAUCUUGCUGUUUGUCCAACAGAACAACAAAACCUGCUCCUCAUCUAGAUGGUGUGCACGUUGUCUUUGGACUGGUUAUUUCUGGGUUUGAAGUCAUAGAACAGAUAGAAAAUCUCAAAACUGAUACUGCAAGCAGGCCCUACGCAGAUGUCCGAGUCAUUGACUGUGGGGUGCUGGUCACCAGGUCAGCUAAAGAUGCUCUGGAGAAGAAGAAGAAAGUUUGCUCUGACUCAGAAGCCUCUGAGUCCUCCUCCAGUACAUCCAGCUCUUCAGAAUCCUCAUCUGAGAGCGAGGCUGAGAAUGAAAGGAGCAGAAGGAGAAAGAGGAGAAGAAGAGCUAAAACCAAACAGUCCAGGAAGCGAAGGAAGGAGGAGAGGAAGAAAGAGGAUCCAAGGUGCAAGCGAACCUCAAGCCAAAGACGCAGCCUUUCUGACAAGAGCGAUGUCGCCGACAAAGUCGACCUCAGCACAAAGCGGGACAAGCCCGUGGAAGCUUCUUGAUGCUGCACCAGUUCUGACUGACCAGAAACCAUCAGUCUCUAAAUCUGGACGAAAAAUUAAAGGAAGAGGCACAAUACGCUAUCACACCCCGCCGCGCUCCCGCUCCUGCUCCGAGUCCGACGAGGAGGAGAGCAGCGAGACCCCUCCCCACUGGAAGGAGGAGAUGCAGAGGCUGCGCACCUACCGAGCGCCCAGCGGGGAGAAAUGGAGCAAAGGAGACAAGUUGAGUGAUCCCUGUACAAGCAGAUGGGAUGAGAGAAGUGCAUCCCGGAGAUCCAGGUCCUGGUCCCAUAAUGGUUAUGCUGAUCUAAGCACUGUGAGAUACUCUAGCCAUCACAAGAAGCACAGGAAAGAGAAGAAGAAGGUGAAGCAUAAAAAGAAAUCUAAAAGGCAGAAGCAUUUCAAGAAGCACAAGCAAACAAAGAGAAAGAAAACAUCAGCCUCCUCAGAUGUAGAAUCCUCUCAUUCUUUCCACAGGAGGACAAAAUCCUCUUGUGAUCGUGAGAGGAAAACUCGUUCUUCCUCAUUGUCUUCCAGGCGUUCAUCCAGGAGAGACUGGUCUAAAUCUGAUAAGGAAGACCAGAGCUUGUCAUCUUCAUCAAGCAGAGGGUCUCGAUCGUACUACAGGUCCAGAUCCAGGUCUAGAUCUAAAUCGAGAUCUUACUCCAGAAGAAGUUCUAGAUCAAGAUCAGCCUCUAAAUCAUCGCGAUCUCGAAGUAGGUCACGGUCAAGUUCUAACCCCAGGCAGCAAAAGACUGUUCCAAAUUCUCCACGAAAUAUUUCAGCGCGGUUAAAUGACGCCAAGCUGACCAAGACUGCUGAGCCUGUCCGAGCAGUGGUACUGCCCAGUGACAAGGUUAUUGUGCCACCAGUUGUCCCAGAAAACCUCCCUGUCAUACCCUUAAGUGACAGUCCCCCACCUUCAAGGUGGAAACCUGGGCAGAAGCCUUGGAAGCCAUCGUACGAGCGAAUUCAGGAGAUGAAAGCUAAAACAACCCACUUAAUUCCCACCCAAACUAAUUACAAUUUAGUGGUCGUUAAGGAGGCCAACACUUCUUCGUCCUACCGCAAGCAGGAGAGGAGCUCCGAGAGCGAUCGGAGCGGUUACUCCAAAGGCCGCAGUGACAGGAGCUCGGAGAGCUGGCCGAGGUCCAGGAGCAGAUCCUCUCGAAGCCGCUCAUACUCAAGAUCUUACUCAAGGUCUAGAAGCCCGUCGAGCUCGAGGACAAAAUCUCCUUCUUCUGGCAGGUCACCAUCCCCGAGUAAGUACCGCAGUGACAGGUCGGGGUACAGCGAGUCCACGUCCGACUAUUCCCUCAGCGAUGAGGACAGGCGCAGGAGCAAAAGGAAAUCCACAUCCAGUGAUCCCAAAGCUCGGGACCUCAAACUGAGGCAGGAAACGAGCUCUGAGAGCACUUUGCCUUACAAGCAUCCAAAGGACUAUGACGAGUCUUCCCAAGGGUUGAAGGAGAGUGACAGUUUGUCAUCCUCAGACUUCUCCUCCGACAGCGAGCGCUCUGCCAAAGCCAAAGCGGUCCAAGAAAAAGAAGGCCGCUUUCCAUCAGAAGGGGAUGCUGAGAAACAGGAUAAAAACAGCUUAAGUUCUGAGAGAGGGGAGGAGAAAGCCAAGGGUGAGCAGGAUUCUGAUCACUCUAAAAUGAAAGCAGCUAAGGAGAAAUGCUCGGAGCAGCCCAGAGGUGGUGCAAAAACGAAACGUAAAUCCUACUCAGGUAGCAAAUGGGACUCGGAGUCGAAUUCCGAAAGAGGAGAGGCAAAGCGUAACAGGGGAGACUCCAGACCCUCCUCUGGGAAAGAAGAAGGAGAGGCCACCUCAGGGUCUGACACGGAGCUUAACGUUACCAAAAGGAUAAAAAAACAGUCGAAUUCCUCAGAGGCUGUCUUGAGCUCUGACUGUGCAUGGAAGACAAGCAAACAGUUGUCAUCUUCUGAAUCUGAGAGUUCUUGUUCCAGCUCAGCAGACACUCGAGGCAAGUCAAAAAAACACAAACGUGGCUUGAAGAAGACUCCUAAAAAAUCACAUUCCAAAAAAGCAAAAGAAAAAUCGAAAGGCAAAAAGGAGAAAAAACACAAAGUUCAGAAAAGAAAAGAAAUGUUUCAUUGGCAGCCCCCCCUUGAGUUUGGGGAAGAAGAGGACGAUGAGAUAAAUGACAAGCCGGUUACCAAGGAUGAUAAAAAAGAAAAGCAGCUUAGCAGGGACAUAAAGGAUAAAAAACAAGUUUAUGAAAAGGAUGAAAUAGUCACAGAUAAAAUGGGAAAUGGUGAAAAGUCGUGUGCGAAUGAAAACCUUUUAGAUAAAACCACCACAUGUGGGGCCUCGCCAGAUCGCAGCAACCUUAAUAAAGAGCCCAUUGAAACAAGCACUUCAGCUGGUAUUUUAAACUCAGGAAUAAACGUGGCUGCCUGCAAGAGUGAGAUUAAACAAGCUGAAGAAAAUAACCAGAAUGGGCUGGAAGAUGUUAUUCAGACAGAUGACAACAUGGAGAUUUGUACUCCGGAUCGUAACUCGCCGGGGAAGGUGGAUGUGGAUGUUUUGUCUCCUAUCGUUCUCACUGCUAAACCUUUAAGUGCUGCUGUAAAAAAAGAGUUACAGGUUGAGACCCCUGAGCAAGAUGCUGUCAAACUGGGAAACAGCAUAAGAGACUUCAUUAAUAUUAAAGAAGAAAAAGAGACAGGAAGGCAAGAAAAUAUCUCUGCUCCUGUGUCUGGUGCUAAAGACUGUAGUUUUAAAAAUGAAAUUUCUGAAAAUACACCAAGCAAUAUGAUUGACAAUAAAUGGAAGCCUUUGCAAGGUGUUGGUAACUUAAAACCAGCAACAAUUAGUACAGCCACAGAGGUUAAAAAUGUAGUGUCAGUACCAGAGCCUAAACCAGCAGGUUUAAGAAUUGAAAUAAAAGCAAAAAAUAAAGUAAGGCCUGGGUCUCUUUUUGAUGAAGUGAGGAAAACAGCCCGGCUAAAUCGUCGGCCAAGGAACCAAGAAAGUUCCAGUGAGGAGGAAUCUCCAGGCAGAGAUGACAACAGCCCUUCCAGGAGUCUCAGCAGGUCACGAAGUAAAUCUGAGUCUAAAUCCAGACACAGAACAAGGUCCAUGUCCUACAGCCACUCGAGAAGUCGAUCCCGAAGUUCUACAUAUUCAUAUAGGUCCAGGAGCUAUUCGAGGAGCCGGAGCCGGGGCUGGUACAGCAGGGAUCGCUCGCGGAGCCGGAGCAGCUCCUACCACAGCUACAAGAGCCGCAGUCGGAGCUAUAGCAGGAGCCGAUCCAGGAGCAGUUCCUAUGGUCACCACAGUCGAUCCAGCAGGUCCUACACCUAUGACAGUUACUACAGCAGGAGUCGGAGCAGGAGCAAGAGGAGUGACAGCUACCGGAGAUCUCGGAGUUACGACCGGAGAUCCAGGUCCUACGGCUCCGACAGCGACAGCGAUCGCAGCUACUCCAACAACAGGAGCCCCAGUGAGAGCAGCAGAUACAGCUGAGAAUGUUCCUUUGAGGAUGGAAACUCUAUUCCAGAUUUUUUUCAGUGUUAUAGUCAAAAAAAACUUCUGACAGUGUCACAAGUGAAGGUUGUUUGCUGAAUUAGCUGAGACUUUCCUGUUUAACAGUGAACUCGACUCUCUGCUUACAGAGGGGAGGACUGAGCACGACAGCUGAUGUUAUUUUUUAUGUUUUUUAAUGUCAAAUGCAACUUUUACAAAAUAAUAAUUAAAAAACCCAGUUUGGUUUCCCUGAAUCAGCUUUUCCAAGCCAUGAAUGACACUUAGGUGAAUUGCUGCCACCACUUUUUGGGUGCAGCAGUCAGGACUGUCUUCAAGUCUGUUUAUAAACACCUUAGGAAAGAUGUGCUAGCAACUAUUAAACUGUGAAGUCAAUUUCUUAAAAAGGCUGCCAUUUCUAGUUGAUGAAAAUGCUUUUUUAUUGCUGGAAGCUGUUUCCAUGCUGUCUUGUUUGUUGAUUAUUUCAUUCUACACAGAAUAUAGGUGAGCAAAACAAAACCUGACACUCUGUCUUAAUCCCUCCUGAACUGUGAUGUUCUGGAAUUCUGCUGGCAAAGGUGAGCUGAUGCACAGGGGGAAUUGUCAAACUGACAAGCAGUGAGCAAAAGUGUGAUGAAUGAGUUUGGAGCUUAAUAUCCAACUUGUCUAAACUUCUUAUGUUUUAAAAGAGGAAUUUUGUGAUAAACAGCAAUGUCCUUCAGAGACUAAAAGAAGUGUUUCUGAACACUUCCUGAUUUUGAUUUCAGUUCCUAUUGCAGUGCUUGGCAUCCUUCAACACAUUUGGAAUGUUGUAAACCAUGAGUGUAUCAUGAGUUUGUCCAAAGCACUCUUUCAAAAAGUGACAUGAUGAUAAUUUUUUGAGAAAACCAGCCAUAAAGGUUCCUUUAUGAAACCUCCUUUAUAAUAGCUCUGUAUCCCAUUCACCACAGGGAAGAUCAGAUACUGGUAUUGCAGAUAUUGAAGUAUAUGUUGUUAAACUUUUCGUAGGACUACAGAAACACUGGGAUGCCUCAUAAAAAGCAUGGACAAUAUUUUCAAAGUAAAGUUUAGUACCAAAAAUUACUCUUGGGUUACAGGUAAAUGGUUUGCAAAAAAAAAAAAAUAGAUUCAAGCUGCAGACCAUUGAGUAAAUCUUACAAUAUCCUGAUUGAUUAGAAUAAUCUGUAAAGCUUUUUUGGUGGGUUUAGAAAGUUGUGUACUGAGAACCAGACUUUUUAAUGGCAUAAUGUAACUUGAAAAUUAAGGUCUGUAGUGACAAAACAACCGUGGUUUGAUUAGAGCUAACGAGCACUGUUGUACCAUAACAGUUUCCAUUAUUAACUUUCUGUAAUAUCUGCAGAUGCUUUCAUUUCCUCAUUUUCACAUACUGGAAAUGAUUUUUCUUAAUCUCAUCAGGACCCAGUAGCUUUGAAAAUUAAAAGUGGCAAUUUGUUGCUGAGGCAUCAAUUCCUUCUCUCUUUGAUUUGACUAAGUUCCCCCAAAUUCAAUGAUUUUUUUGGCACAAUUACGAAAUGCAAGUUCAGAGGGAGAUGGUGAUGAUUCCCUCCAUUUUCUGUCCACCCAUUCCUGAACCUGAAUUGGCCAUGGAGGUUUUUCACUUUCCUAGAGGUACCCAAAACUCUGCUCUUAGCCCUUUCCUACACUUAGAGUUUAGUGACAAAGUGUGUGCACGUAACCUUUCCACCCUUUGGUAAACUUCUUACACUUUUUAGCAUUAAGUACAUUUAAUAGCCAAGUCAGGAUACAUUUACAGAUGUGUUUCUAACAGCAGCAGCCAUCUCAGAGUCUUGGAAGAGUAUUUCAGUGAAAUUUGUUGUAGUUUCAUCAUUUUCAGUUCAACUGUAACUCUUUUCCCUUACUAAGAAAAUAGAAUUAGAGGGUUCACAAUGUUACAAAAUAUACAAAUAUAACCAUUACUGUUCAAUACCUGUUAGUGAAAAUAUUGCUCCAGGAUCAGAUUUUAAUCAUAUUUCAGAUCUGAUUUGGCUUUUUAAGGCCAGGAAAAGUUAACUAGAAAUACAGUCAAACAAUUAACUGUAAUUAUCAAAAAUUACUGCACUGUCACUCAAGUCUUUCAUAUCCUUAGUCAAAGGUUUGUAAAGAAAUUCCAUCAGGUAGAGAAUGG
Molecule: messenger RNA, 7334 nt
Organism: Cinclus cinclus
Lineage: Eukaryota; Metazoa; Chordata; Aves; Passeriformes; Cinclidae
Gene: NKTR
Product: natural killer cell triggering receptor
Exons: 11
Coding region: 1346-5191 (1281 amino acids)
Biological process (GO): protein peptidyl-prolyl isomerization; protein folding
Cellular component (GO): nucleus
Molecular function (GO): peptidyl-prolyl cis-trans isomerase activity
Source: RefSeq, a predicted model, not a curated record